Armigeres subalbatus is the source of this 2752-nucleotide messenger RNA. Its product is annotated as protein RUFY3-like. Lineage: Eukaryota; Metazoa; Arthropoda; Insecta; Diptera; Culicidae. Bases 1 to 2400 code for a protein of 799 amino acids. The record is from RefSeq and is a predicted model, not a curated record. Gene Ontology annotation, cellular component: cytoplasm. Gene Ontology annotation, molecular function: metal ion binding. The transcript is spliced from 10 exons.
AUGGAUACGUUUCGUGCAGGUAUGCGUAAAAAUUUGCUUGUCUACUCGCCAAAGUUUUUCGCUGGUGUGAACAAAAUUUUCACCACGAAUCGCAAUACGAAAGUGCGGGCGCUAGGAAUAGCGCAACCGAACAACCAUCACCAGACCGGCGGUGGCCUCAGUGGCUCACCGGGCGGAAGCAAGCUGGCCGACAACGGUACCAUCACCCUGCCGAAGCCGAUUCUCGGCGGCGGCAGCUCUUCGUCGGCUAACAACGGUGGCGGCAGCUUGGCAGCCGGAAACCUAGGAGGUAAUGGUACCGGCGGUUGCAACGAGUCCAGUGCUCAGGACACGAUUUAUCUGUGCAAUUUUCGCGUGUCGGUCGAUGGCGAGUGGCUCUGUCUGAAGGAGCUGCAGGAUCUCGACAUAAAGGACGGCACGCCCGGCCUCGGUGGUGGCAAUGGCGGAAGCGGCGGGGCCGGCGCUGGCAGCGGCGGCUUCGGCGGCAACGGUGACGGUGAUGGCUCGCUCAAUUCUUUCGGUAUCAUUGAGAACGUAAAGUGCGAAGAGAAGAUUAUCGAGCGCGAUUGGGUUAACUACUACUCCCGCGACCCAGCCUCGAUUGAGCGCAGCAAUUUGGUAAACAUAUGCAAACUCGUGGUGAAAGAACUUCUCGAGCAGUCAAUUCGUUUCGGCCGAAUGCUGGACUCCGACCAUCUCCCGCUGCAGCACUUCUUCAUAGUGUUGGAACACGUCCUUCGGCAUGGUCUUCGACCGAAGAAAGGUUUACUCGGGCCCAAGAAAGAACUGUGGGACAUACUGCAAAGCGUGGAGCGGUACUGCCUCGAGGCUCAGGAUAUUACGUCGUCGGUUCGGGAUCUUCCCACGGUACGAACACACAUGGGUCGCGCAAGGGCAUGGCUGAGGCUAGCGCUCAUGCAGAAAAAGCUAGCCGAUUAUUUGCAGGUGCUAAUUGAACAUAGAGAUGACACCUUGGCUGAAUAUUACGAACCACAUGCGCUCAUGAUGAGUGAUGAGGUCAUUAUCGUCAUUGGCAUCUUAGUGGGGCUUAACGUGAUCGAUUGUAACCUUUGUGUCAAGGAAGAAGAUCUUGACUCACAACAGGGUGUAAUCGACUUCUCGCUCUACUUGAGAUCGAGCUCACGUAAUAGCCCAGACGAUGAGAAUAACGGUGGAAAUGGUGCUGCAAAUGCUAUCGAGGGAAAUCCGGCAACCGGCGCCAUGACGGCCGUGCUGGACCAAAAGAACUACAUCGAGGAGUUGAACCGACAUUUGAAUGCGACGGUGGCUAAUUUACAAGCCAAAGUAGAAUCACUCACAACGACGAAUGCACUAAUGAAAGAAGAUUUAGCCAUCGCCAGGAAUAGUUUAAUGGCUCUUCAGGCAGAAAACGCUGCUCUGAGGCGUGCCUCUCAGCAUGGUCAGCCAUUAGAUGAUAAAACAAACGUUCUGGAUCGAUUCGAUCCGGAGAUGGCGGAGGCACUAGCAGAAGAGCGGAAGAAACGCCAGGAGAUCGAGAAAGAGUUAAAUCUUCAAGUAUCAUUGAAAGCAGAAACCGAAAUGGCAAUGAAACUGUUGGAAAAGGAUAUUCACGAAAAACAGGACACGAUUGUUUCACUCCGGCGACAGCUUGAGGAUAUUAAGUCCAUUAACUUGGACAUGUAUCGCAAACUACAGGAAUGCGAAGCAUCAUUGAAGCACAAAACAGAGCUAAUGUCACGCAUGGAAACGCAGCGAGAGUCGAUGGCCACGGCCAUAGCGCAGUUGGAGAAAAAAUACAACUCGGAAUCAGUCAGCUUGAACGCCCUACAGGAUACUUCGCAAGCGCUGUCACUUCAAGUAGUUUCUUGUGAGCAACGAGCUACACGUGCCGAAGCCGACUUGCGUAUUGAGCGAGAAUGGCGGACCGCAAUGCAAGAGAACGAAGUGAAGCACAAAGAACAGAUCAGCGCUCUUCAAAUGGAACUGCGGCAACUCAGUGAUGAUUUAAAAUUACGCGAUCGUGACAAAGCUGAACUUGUAGAACUUCGCAAGCAAUGGGAGGAAGACCAGCGCACUCUCGAAGAGCUGGGAGUUCAACUCAGUUUAAGUAAGUUGCAGAUUUCGGACUUGAAGGAGAAAGCAACCCACCACAGCAACGAUGAGAAGAAUGGUUCUGAUGCGAGCAACGGAGCCGGAUCCUGGACUCCAGAUAAAGGCGUAUCAAACUGUAAGAGUUGCAGCAAAGAGUUCAGCAUGACCCGCCGGAAACAUCAUUGUCGUUGCUGUGGAAGUAUUUUCUGUUCUAGUUGUUCCGAACACGUGGCUGUGAUACCGGGUGAAAACAAUGGAAAACCGGCGAGAGUUUGCGAUUCCUGCUGGCAGAAAUUGGCAAGUAGCACCGCUCCUGUUGCCAAAUAGGAAAUAAAUAUUUAACUAGCUAAGUAGAGUAAUAGAUCGAAAACAACAGGACUUCCUCAUUGCUUCUUUCGAACACGAAGUUGCAGCAACGUCCAAAAGUUCUUAAGAAGGGCUGAUUUUCGAAGGCCAAUGCCUCUGCAGUGCAAAAUCAAAGUGUUUAACAUGCCUUAUUGACAAAUCGUAUAUAGAACACAUUUUAAACAAAUCACGGAACAACGUCAGAAUUAUUGUUUGUAAGAUAGAAGAAAAAUAUUUAACUGUUGUAUAUGAAUAAUUUAUCAAUUUAAUUUAGAAAAAAAAACAGAAAUAAAAGUUAUGAUUGCUUAUAAAAAAACUUGAAAGUAAAGGCAAC